Durio zibethinus is the source of this 1637-nucleotide messenger RNA. RefSeq lists its product as uncharacterized. The record is from RefSeq and is a predicted model, not a curated record. NCBI's taxonomy places the organism in Eukaryota, Viridiplantae, Streptophyta, Magnoliopsida, Malvales, Malvaceae.
CUAAUUCUAGUUUUGAAUAAAGUCAAAAUUUACUAUUACACGUAAGCAAUAGACACCAAAGAAACCCAAAGGGAAGGGGUUCCAGCGCAAGUUCGGCAGAAGCAAGUAAGCAGCAUCCCAGCCCGGAAUCUUAAUCGUUGUCAACCCCCAUCAUUUGUCACCCUCCCCAAAAUUGUUAGACGCUCGAGAGUUUUAAUUUUUUUUAAACUCCCGCUAGCAAGAAACAGUGAGUGGGGGGCGUACUCCUCGGUCCACUGCUCAUGUUAGCGGCAGCAACCACCGAACCAUGAUCUGCCUCUACCUCACCCAACCCUCUUCCUCUUUUCCAUUUUCUUUCAAGCCUUCUCUCACACUCUCUUCAAUAUCCAAAUUUAAACCACCCCUUUAUCACCUUACCAAAACCAACAAAAAGAAGAAGAUUAAGGGAGGGAUAUGCAGGGCGGAGUUUUCGCCGGACGCGCCCCUCGCUGCCGCAAUCGGCGCGUGCAUGCUUAGUUCACUGCUUCUUCCUGCCACCGAUACGGAGGAUGAAGAUGGUGGUAAUUCGAUUAUUGAUGCGGAUACGAGGUUUGCGGCUAUGGGAAUCAUCAGCCUUAUCCCUUACUUCAAUUGGCUGAGUUGGGUUUUUGCUUGGCUUGAUACUGGGAAGCGGCGCUACGCCGUGUAUUCUAUUGUAUACUUGGCUCCUUACCUCAGGUCAAAUUUGUCUCUUUCCCCAGAAGAUAGCUGGCUUCCUAUUGCUAGCAUAAUAUUUUGCAUUGUCCAUGUCCAGCUGGAAGCAAGUAUAAAAAAUGGUGAUCUUCAAGGAUUUCAAAUAUUUAGCGAGGCUGCUAAGCAUCUUUCAUCAAGGAGUAGAGAGGAAGAUAAACUUUUCAAAGGGCAUAAAGAACCUGAGGUGAGAAAAGGAGAAUAUAGGAAUUUGCCUGAUGCUGAAGAACAAUCAGGAAAUGAGAUCCGGCGUUGGAGAAUUCCUAGAAAGCCCUCACAACAUCAUGAACAGUCAAAUGGAGAUUGGGAUGACGAUGGAAGAAGUGAACACUAGAAUGACAGGCAUCAUAACUCAGCUUGGUUAAUUGUAAUAUUUGGAUCCGCAUGAAUGCUAGUGUUUUUAAUGUUGAUGAUAUCAAAAACAUACAAAAUAUGAGUAUAAGAAAAGAGGCACAGAUUGGUACAGUCAGAAAGGAGGAAGGAGGUUUUCCAUGGUUGAUAUCUUUAGUUGUGGAAACUCAAAGAAGCUCAUUACUGUCUUUAAUAUUUCUUUUUAACAACUUUUUAUGUAAUUUACUUAUGGUCUUUUCAGGCAACUAGUGCCUGAACCAUAUUGCUCAUUCUAAUCUUCAAAAGAUAUGAAGGAAACAACAGGUCAAUGUAAGCUGUUUAAUUAUGAAUGCUAAACUGUUGAUUAAUUUCAUCCGUUGUUGAUUUCUCUUAAUCAAAUGAAUGAAUUACCUUGUGGAAUUUGGACAGAUGAAGGCAACAUACGGGCCUUGGAGUAUUCUACCUUUGGAGCUCAUUUAUCAGUUCCAAACCCACAUCAAACAUUUUGACCCAAUUAGUUGUAUUAUUUCUCUUCUCACCUAGAGAUUUUAGUUCCAAAACCCAAACACAACAUUUUUGUAAUGUUCCAGGUCUUUUUA